Impatiens glandulifera is the source of this 1215-nucleotide messenger RNA. RefSeq lists its product as uncharacterized. The transcript has 7 exons. Gene Ontology annotation, biological process: protein desumoylation. The record is from RefSeq and is a predicted model, not a curated record. Gene Ontology annotation, molecular function: deSUMOylase activity. The coding region runs from base 1 to 1215 and encodes 404 amino acids. Gene Ontology annotation, cellular component: nucleus. NCBI's taxonomy places the organism in Eukaryota, Viridiplantae, Streptophyta, Magnoliopsida, Ericales, Balsaminaceae.
AUGACCCUACAAAUAGGCCUAUUUGCAUCCGUGAUGGCAGAAACCACCGUUCCUGAUUUCCCUGGACGGAUUUCUUGGAAAAGCGCCCUCUGCCUUAAGAAGAUUGUAACGAAGUUUGAGGAAAUGGAUCUUGUGGAGAAGGUGUACAAUACCCAAUUCAGAUAUAUAGUCUCUGCGCCAGUGUUGCAGUUCUCAGGAACUAUUGAGGAUUAUGAUGAUGAAGAGGAGGGAAGUGAACCUGAGGAUGAACAUGAAGAACCUACUUCCAAACCAAACACCCGGAAGAGAAAGGCUGCGCUUAAUCUCAAAGAAGCCGUAAACCUGAAGAGGAAGCUUGCUUAUGAAUCUAGUCCUGCCAACAUUCCUAGCCCCCCAUCCGCUACUAGUCCUGGAUUACCUCCAACAUCUUCUGUUGGAUGUAAAUGUGAAGAGCUGAAAGAGGAGGAUAGGAAGGCGGAGGAUAGUGGUGAGACUGAGAAUAAUGUGAAGAAUUGGUUGAAAGAUGAAGCUACCAAUGAUGAGACAAAGACUGUGUUUACUUGCGAAGCACGAAAGAAGUUGUUUGUUAGAGUUCUAACAAAGUCCACAUGGCUUAAAGAUCCUGAAAUCGACGCAGUGUGCCACUUGUUGCGCAAAAGGAUUGAGCAAUAUCCCAAGACAUAUAAACAUUGUAAAGUAUCAAUAGGGGAUUGCUUAUUAGCAGAUAUGAUGAGGCGAGAGUAUCCGAACUAUAAAAAAGAUCCUGAAAAAUUUCCAAUAUCAGACGUCUUUUCUCAGUACUUCUGGGGAGCGCCUCAUAGACAUAUGCCAGAAUGGCCACUAGUAGACGAUAUUUACGUGCCUUUGAACAUUGGCAACAAGCAUUGGGUACUGUGCGUCGUUCGUGUACAAGAUAAUCACAUUGACGUUUAUGACUGCGACUCGAGUAUUUAUAGGAAUCUCGAUCCAUACAUGAGACCUUUGUGUGAGAUGUUUCCACGAAUAUAUGCAAUGGGAGCCAGUGAUGCUGAGCUAAAACGGUAUCCUAAUUUCAAUUUCCAGAAACUGACAUAUAAAAGGUUGCCACACCCAGUCAAAAAUGCAGUCGCCAAAAAUGGGGAAGUCCCUAGAGCAGCAGAAAGUGGGGAUUGUGGUGUAUUUAUGCUUAUGCACAUGGAAUACUUGACUGCUGGUUUAGGUGUAGAGAAGAACUUGACUUGUGCUUAUGUAUUCUGA